UGUUUCCUAAGUAGAUCCUCCCCAAUGACUCAAUCAUCCCAAUCAAUUUGCAAACUUCCCCAGAGCGGUCAAUUCUUUCCGUCCUGCAAUUAACCAGAGAAACAUCUCCCUGGUAUAGUCGCGGUCAAUAGCCGCUUUGAGAAGACGACGUUAUAGCACUUGUCCUCAGAUACAUGCACGAUGGCAGCAAACGCAAAACAACCCGCCGUCAUCACCACGGUAUCGGGCUUCGACCCUACGCCCCCGGCCCUACAGCCAGCAAGCACCACCACCACCACCACUGCUCCCCUUCCUGUAACUCCUCCACAGCGCAAGGUCAAAGUCAGGACAACGCUCCCCUUCUCGCCGCUGCCACCCCUGGCCACCCGGCAGCCCCUUGAGACCGAGCGCCUCAGGCUGGUCCCCAUCACGCAGGACCUGCUGCCCGACUACCACUGGAUCCGCACGCAGCCCGAGUACAUGGUCAACUCGCGCCAGGGCCGGCCGGACCGGGACCUGGCCGAGACGCAGAAGUGGAUGGACCGGUUCGUCCCGCCGGGCGACCAGCACACGUACACCUUUGCCAUCAAGAUGAAGAAGGAGCCUUCUGCGGCGGCGGCGGCGGCCGAGGGUGAGGAGGCGGCCUUUGAGAGCAGAGCGAUUGGCAUGAUGGGGAUCGUCCGCAUGAACCGCGGGACCGGGUGGCCGGAGAUCGGCUACGGGAUCAACAACACGCAUCAUGGCAGGGGGUACGCGACGGAGCUCCUGCGCGAGGUGCUCAAGUUCUGGUGGUCCCUCCCGAGAGAGGAGGUCGUCGUCGAGAUGGAUGCCAAGUACGUGUUUGGGACGGCGGAGGAUGGUGAUGGUGGGCAUGCAGCAGACAAGGCAGACGGUAUUGUCGUGGACAUGCCGGAGCGGGUCAUGGCGAUUGCCGACGUCACCAACCUGCCGAGCCUUAGGGUGAUGGAGAAGGUCGGCUUCACACAGUUUGCGAGUUUCGUCUUUGAGGAUGAUGAUCCGCCGUUGCCGGUGGUUGCGUCUUGGCUUCUCCGGCCGGCCUGAGCUCUACGUCUAGCGGUCUGCGUCCCUUGCCCAGGGGGGAGGGGGAUAACAGCAUCCCGAGAGACUAUUUCCAAGCAAGACAUCGAGGCGCACAUAAUCAGCCAAGCAAGCUCACCGCUCUCGCUUGUCACGUCAGAAGUAUAGACAAAAAGAGUACUCUGAGUGGCACGAGGAGAUGUAGCUGGGGAGUUUCAAGGUUUCUGCAUACGUUUCGAUGUCUAACAGAAGUGCUAUCAGCUGGAAACACCCUUUGGGACCAAUAUACUGCCAGUAGUCCAAUCACAAGUUCCUAGGUCUCGACCCACGAAACCGAUC
Microdochium trichocladiopsis is the source of this 1356-nucleotide messenger RNA. Its product is annotated as GNAT domain-containing protein. The record is from RefSeq and is a predicted model, not a curated record. NCBI's taxonomy places the organism in Eukaryota, Fungi, Ascomycota, Sordariomycetes, Xylariales, Microdochiaceae. The transcript has a single exon. Gene Ontology annotation, molecular function: acyltransferase activity, transferring groups other than amino-acyl groups. The coding region runs from base 181 to 1041 and encodes 286 amino acids.